CUCUUCCCCAGACCGUUCUCCCGAAAUACAACCCAGGUGCUACAACCAGACCUGCGACUUCGAUCCAACCCUCGGCACUACAUCCACGAAGCCGCCGCAGGGGAACUACCCUCCGACCCAACCCCCGAUCCCCGCCCCUUCGUCCGCAGCUGACCGAGCCAGCAGCCCAUCAUGGAUUUCGCAGCCAUGAUGGCGGCGCAGAUCGCCAAGGCCAAAGGCACGACAACGCCCAAAGCCGGCGACAAGCCCGUUGACGACAAGCCCGUCGGCGACAAGCCAGUCGAUCCAGCACAGUCGGCGGCCGCCCCCGCAAAAAAGUUCCUCAGCAACGCCGAGGCCGAGCGGCAGCGGGAGGCGGCGUACCGCGCGGAGCAGGCGCGGCUGGCGGCGGAGCGCGAGGCCAGGGCGGCGGCCAAGCGCAAGCGCGAGGACGACGCGGCGGCCGAGGCCAAGGCGCGCGAGGAGAAGC
Molecule: messenger RNA, 469 nt
Organism: Gaeumannomyces tritici R3-111a-1
Lineage: Eukaryota; Fungi; Ascomycota; Sordariomycetes; Magnaporthales; Magnaporthaceae
Exons: 1
Source: RefSeq, a predicted model, not a curated record